CAACUUUUGAUGUAUUGACUUUUGACUACUUGUGAAAACAACAAUCAAACAUUUUCGAUCUUAAAAUAUAAUCGACAAUAAUGUUAAACGGGAUGAAGAUAAGAAACUCAAGUUAUUCAGAUUUUAGAAACUGAGAAUAAGUUGCAAAUUAAUUUAUUAUCUACGAUUUUAAAAUAUAAAUGAGCAAAUCAAGCGUGGACAUGUGCGGCUUGUAACUUGCUUUUUUUAUUUACUGUAUUGAAACGUUAUAUUCUACGAAAUUAAAAACAUUUACGAGAAUAAUUUAAUUCACGGGAAGGUAUUAUUUAAGAAAUAAACUCAUCGAAAAACGUUGCAGAAAACAAACAAAUAGACAUAACCUGUAAACACAUCGAGCUGCAAGAUGGACAUGAAGUGAUUAACAUUUAAAUAAUAUAUUUUGUGUUGUCUAAAAAUUGAUUAAAAUGGCAAACGCACAAACUUGCGAAGUUUGUAGAGGUACGAGCUUUGAGAUUAUAGAUGGAAACUUUUUUUGCAUAAAAUGUUUCACUCAAAACGACAAUAUACAAGAAAAUGUGCGAGAGAGGUUCGACGCAUCGACUCGGAUUAGAUUUCUUGGCAAAAUGAAGCAAAAGUCUGAUAAACCAGUUGAAAUAGAUGGAUGGACGUCUUGGGAAUUGUACAACUUCAUUUUACACGGAAUAACUAAUGAAGCUAUUGAACUCGGAGCUUCAUCAGCAAUCAAAUUAACAGUAUUACAAUUAUGGGCGACUUACUUGGGAAGAAUUGAAGUUGCAUUUACUUCAACGAAGAAAAAGUGUGUACCAAAAUUAGCACGGAAAUUUCACAGAAGGGAUGCUGAAAUUAUUUACGGGAGAAUAAAGCAGAGUAAAAAGAGAAAGAGAAGAAGAGGCAGUACGAGUGCUUCAUCAAUGAUUUCUAGUUUUCAAAGCGCAGGAAGUGUCUCGUCUAGGUCAUCAAAGAAAAAUAUAGAGAAACUCUUGGUGGCAGAAUACGAUAAAGCGAGUUCAGCAAAUGAUUCAUUAAGCUCAUUCUCAGCGAAUCAAAGUUUAGUCAGUCUGCAGUCCAGCUUUAGUCAAGGUUCCUCUACUAGAACGAGAAUGAUGUUCAACAAAGGGGCUAUAGAAGAAAAAAAGAAAGUAAAAGAAUUAUCAAAGAAAGUUUCAUAUUCCGAACGUAGGAGAUAUAAAAAACACCACAUAACUACACAGUAUAAACAAGGACCGCAAGUAAUUACACCCAUGAAAUUGUGGGUGAUACUCUACUUGGCUCUGAGAAUUCACGGACAAAACAUACACCUGUCUGAUAUGCUACGAUAUGGUCGAGAAGGACACUUAUCUUAUUACAAACUUGAUAACUUACUUCCUCCCGAAGUUUCUAUAACGAAGAAGGAUAUAAAAAUGUUAUCCCAAUCCACUGAAAUGACACACAAGGGAUUCAGAAAAGUCGCUGCGGGUGUUGCACAAUUUCUGGACGUUCAACUUGACCUGCCGGAUUUCUCAACCCUAAUCGAGCAGUAUUGUCAGGAAUUACAGCUUCCAAGGGGAAUUUUACUGUAUGCGGAAAAACUGAUGGCAUUGUCUCCUCCAAAUAUGAUUUUUGACUAUAAAAGUUCCUGUACGCCAAACUAUGAAGGCAGAGCAAUGGCCUUUAUUGUAGUUGUAUUGAAAAUUCUAUUCGGCAUGGAUGGAAUCACCGAAUACGAAAUCAGUAGAGUUGCUGAGAAAAUAAACAGGGAGGCCAGCGAAAGAGGAGUUCUUCUUUCGAGGCUCUUUAGUUUUCGCGAAUGGCAGCGUUUCAUUGAAUGCCGUCGGAGUAUUUUGUCAAAUGUUCAUUUUCCAACUAAACUUCGAUAUGACCCUGAAUCUCCCGGAAAUACUCACUUGUACCUCAGAUUUUUAGGACUCAUGCAGUCCAAAAAAGAGGGCGAACCACCCAGAAUCACUGAUUACAAGCACCGUAUUCCAGAACUUCUAAGUAGCGGAUUCCAGUCGUGCUUUGACGCAUUAAAUGAAAACAUUCCUCCAGUGGACGAAAUUACGAUAUUUCCUCCAUCGUUAACGCCACAAUUUUCUUACAUUCAGCAUCUCAUGACCGACCCUCUUAAUGAUUUGCCUGACAUUCUUAGGGUAAAUUUUUUUGACACCAAAGUUGGAUACACUACGAAACCGGAAUUAUUACAGGAGCUGGCUGCACAAUGCGACAUUGAACUUACGCUGGCGGACACCAGUUUGCACUUUAUCGGGAAAAAAGUAUCGGAAUUUGAGCAAUCAAGAAUUCCAAGCGUGCAGAGUUUGAGUGAGAAGGUAAUAAUCCAAUAUCCCGAUGAAAAUACAAAUGUUAAAAGCGAAAAUCCAUUUGAUUAUCUUCACAGAAAAACUGCAAGUGAAAUUACAGUUGAUAAAAAUAAGAAAAAGUACUACGAUAAUGUUAAGUUUGAAACUAGCGAGAGUCCAGAAUUCAGUUUUUAUGAUGAAUUCUUGUUCGAUCAAGUUGGAGAAAAUGGAAAAUUGUUACUUCCAGUCGACAGCGGCUCUGGAAAUGAAAACCUUGCUGCUUCCGUGGGUAAAAUUGAUUUAGCACCCUUGGAAAAAGAUUCUCUUUUGAAAGAACAGUUUUGUAAAACGUACAAUCUCAGCUUAUCGAAACGCGAACAAAAAGCUGCGAUGCAACCUGACGUUGUUUUAAGUAAAAGACGCCAUGUGCAAAAAACCUUUAGUCGCAAUGAUCAGGGAAAAUUUGUGAGAAAUUCUAAACGCAAAUCGCGAUGUCAAGAGCAUAAAUAUCUGGAAGGUUAUGUUAAGUGUGAGUCAGAGCAAGAAAGUGUCGUUUCAGUUUCUGAAGAUGAAGAUGUUGAUGAAAAUCCUAUUGAUGCCGAAAUUGAAACUAAAAUUUUUAGACCCUUCAAAGAUUAUUGGAUGUACAAUUGUAUUUUCAGUCGUGUGAAACCGAAAAACUUUGAAUUAUUUGAGAAGGAACUGCCAGUCAGUUUUCGUUGGUUGCUGCGAGAAUGCGCUGACGUUACUGAAAUGUCAACAGAAGAUUUGUAUGAAGAGAUUUGCCUCGUAGAAGCUUAUUAUUCGCACAUUUUUAAACCUGAAAAUGAGAAAAAGAAGAGGAAGAAUUCGAUAAACACGGCGUAUCGUAAUACUAUUUUAAAAAAGUGGUGACAACAAUAAAUUGUAAAACUUAAAAGACUUUGUCGGCUAUACGUGUACAAAAAAAUCUUUUCGAAAUAGAAAAUAAUCAUAAAUUUA
This is a messenger RNA of Belonocnema kinseyi, 3257 nucleotides long. RefSeq names its product TATA box-binding protein-associated factor RNA polymerase I subunit B (gene TAF1B). The record is from RefSeq and is a predicted model, not a curated record. Gene Ontology annotation, molecular function: RNA polymerase I core promoter sequence-specific DNA binding. Lineage: Eukaryota; Metazoa; Arthropoda; Insecta; Hymenoptera; Cynipidae. Gene Ontology annotation, cellular component: RNA polymerase transcription factor SL1 complex; RNA polymerase I core factor complex. The coding region runs from base 444 to 3170 and encodes 908 amino acids. The transcript has 10 exons. Gene Ontology annotation, biological process: nucleolar large rRNA transcription by RNA polymerase I; RNA polymerase I preinitiation complex assembly.